AUGGCGAGCGAGACUGGCGUAAGGCAACAAUUUUUUUAUGAACAGCUGGGAGCCCCUUCCCUUUUGUACCGCGAGAAAGGUUCAUACACCACGCUCGACGAAGAGCCCAACCCGUCAACGGGUCGAGCGGCCAUUGACGAUCGGCACCUUCGACUGAUCCGCAGUCGAGCGCAAUGGGACCAACCUGUUCCUCAAGAUAUUCUCAGAAGUUCCUUAACGCACAAUGCAAAGAACACACCAGCGUUACACGCUUUUCCAACCGCUGGUGCCAAAAUACGGCGACAGGCGCAGAAAACGGACAGGGUUUCGUUGGCAACACAAGCUGAAAGUUGCAGAUACAUCCCAGACGGUUUGAAUUGCGUCGAUCCUGCCUACCUCGCGCCGUUUGAUGCGGAGACAUUGAAGGAAGGAAUGACACCUUUCCAAGAUCACGUUGCUGCCGCCGGAGUGAAGCGACGUGCCGACGAAGACGCCCCAGCCAUACCUUGGGGCGAUUGCAAUGCACCCGAACAAUACGGAAACUGUAUUGCUCUUAUGCCAUGUGCUUGUUGCAAUUGCAAAGAUAAUGAAGACCACACCUGGGCUUUGCUGCAUCCGGUAGGUCCGUUACUUGACCGUGUUAGACUUUCACACGUUUCGCUACCACGGGGACGUUUCAUAUUGGAAGAUCUUCCUCUUCCUCCAUGCCGACGGGAUUUGAAUGUCGACGAUCGUGUUCGGCAGAUCGCACAGUGUGGUCCUAAUCUAUUUGUUGCCAGAACGUCGAUAAAUUGUACAGGAUUUUCCAUCCAAGAAUCUCCACGACUAGAGACCUGCGACGACACUACCAAAUGCUUGGGAAAAAAGUUUUAUCUUCAACAAAGCUUUCAGAUUGAUGAGCGUUUCACGACAGAAACCCCUCGAUCGUAUCGUCCUCUAGACUUGUGCUCUCACCCAAAGUACGGCGUCGUAACCAACUCUCUUUUAGCCAUCGUCUACGAGUCAGAACAGAACAAAAGAAGCACAGUUCACAGAUUAUCUGUCGACUCUGAGGCUGUCACUCACAAAACGGAGCAUAACAUUGUCAACCUGGACCGCAUUGCGAACAUCGAUUUCGGGGCGCAAAGCCCUAUGGUAUUGUGGUCGGCCGCGCGAUCCUACGUUCGACCUUCACCUACAAUUUCGGCUGGAAACCCCAAACCCCGAGUUGGCCAUGGAAAUUCUCUUUACAGCAUUGAUUUGCGCACGAAUGAAGGUACCUUUCAAUGGAGUCCUAGUGCUGAACUGUACGUCGUUGAGGGCACUCAUUCUAUUUCGGGCAUAAAGACAGACUGGGUAAAUGGCACUUCUGUUUGGGCCGCUUCCGUAUCGGCCGGAAAAACAUGGGAAAUUGACGUCCGAAUGCCUUGCCAAACAGUAACAACAUGGUCGCUACCACAUGCAUGCGAAGGAAGCAAUUCAACCGUCUCAACUAGCGGGGUAUAUGGGGAGGGUUUCUUGUUUGAACAACCUGUAAAAGGAUAUGGAUAUGACGAUGACUAUGUAGCACCGCAGACACUUCUCGGCGUAGGAAAGAACCCGAACUCAUACGGCAUUCAUAUCUACCAACGACCUGCACUCGGACCGCUGUUUCAAAGUCAAAGUAUUGAAGCCCCCGCUUGUCCCGGUAUCACGUUUCUGCAAAACAGUAGUGUUGCCACAAGUUCUAGUUUUGCUUUGCCCGAUGUGUCGAGUAACAUCUUCACUUGUGGGAUUGCUUCAUUUCGAACCCCCGGUGAACAACUCCAGGAAAACUCGGAUUUCAACAAAACUACAUAUGCAUCUAAUGCUCUCUGCAUUGUUUCAUCGACUAACAAGGGUGAUGUUUACACCCACACCCUUAUUGAAUCCAAAAACACGAAUAAACAUGGUCGACCGUUUAAAGGCUUACCGAUAGGAUCAGUUGCAGUACCCGUCACGUCAAUCGAUUCCCAGAUAUAUAGCUCUCCAGAUGUCCUGUUCUGGCAUUUAAGGAACAAGAGUCCGCUGGCUGGACAUGCAAUAGUAGGACCAGCCUUCACAGAGAAAGAUCGAACGAAAAAAAUCAGGAAGAAGCUAGAUUGCAAAUCGAAGGACAAUGCGAGUAUGUCAUUUGAAACGGAUGUUGUUGCAAUCAAACCAACGUCUGAGCCCCUUUUCUUGACAGCGGACAAACGAGAAGCCGCUACCGUGAAGCUACCAUCCCAUUUGGCAAGCAAAGCGGCCGGGAUGCUUACAACGACGCUAAAAUGUUUCGACACCGAGCGUACAUCGAAAGUCGAGCGAUCAGUAGAAGGGCAACUUUUACAUUCUGACAUAAAUGCAAACGUUUUUAGAACGAUAAGUACAGCGUGGGAAUUGGGUUGCACUUCGGACGAAUUUGAGCAUUCCGAUACAUCGUCAAUAUAA
Phaeodactylum tricornutum CCAP 1055/1 is the source of this 2406-nucleotide messenger RNA. RefSeq lists its product with no specific name. The transcript has a single exon. Bases 1 to 2406 code for a protein of 801 amino acids. The record is from RefSeq and is a predicted model, not a curated record. Lineage: Eukaryota; Bacillariophyta; Bacillariophyceae; Surirellales; Neidiaceae.